UUUCAUUUCCUCAAACGCACUUCACCAAAGGGGUUUAGCAGUCUUUGGAAAUCUCUAAACCCUAACGCCAUGAGCCCUAUCUAUUCCACCGCCGUUAACCCCACCGCCUCCCGCCUCCCGCUCCUCAAUCCCCACCGCCCUUCAUCCUCCAACCCUCUAUCUCCCCUCUCCCUCAAGUUUCCGCCUCGCCCGCUUCCCCACUUUUCUCUCCCCGCUAUCCGCGCUUCUCUCCCCACUCCCAACCCUAAUCGUCAAAACUCCGAUAAUUCUCCCAAAUUGUCCAAAUUGCAAACCCCCAACCCUCUCAAAAUUGCCUUGGCCACCACGGUCGCCGCCGCCGCGCUUUUCGUUUCUGGAACUUUUUUGUCCCGUAAACCCGCAAUCGCCGCCCCGAUUUCACCGCCUAAUGUAGAAACAGCUGAAAGGGAUUCCGUUGCUGAUGAAGAAAGGGAAAAAUCUACGGAAGAGCACUUAAUUUCCAACCCUGACGAUGUUGAGGCACUCAAGAGUUUGAUGGAAAUUAAGAUAAAGAGCAAAAAGAUUCCCGAAGCUAUUGAGAUUAUCGACAGAUUGGUGGAAGUCGAGCCGGAGGAAUUGGAGUGGCCGAUGAUGAAAUCUCAUCUGUUUGCCUACAAUGGCGAGUUUCCGCUAGCUAGAAAUGGCUUCAACGAGCUGGUGAAAAAGGAUCCCUUUUGCGUGGAGGCGUAUCACGGGCUUGUGACGGUGGCAUCGCAGGAGGAGUCGAGCCAGGAUUUGGUGGCUAUUGAGAGGAGGGUUGAAGAGGCGAUUACAUUGUGCAAGAAGGAAAAUAAGAAGACUGAUUUGAGGGAUUUCAAGCUGUUGCUUGCACAAAUUAGGGUGCUUGAUGGGAAAUAUGAAGAUGCAUUGAAAUUAUAUCAAGAGUUGGUGAAGGAGGAGCCGAGGGAUUUCAGGCCCUACCUUUGCCAGGGCAUAAUUUACACCUUGUUGAAGAAAAAUGGUGAGGCUGAGAAAUGUUUUGAGAAAUAUAGGAGAUUGAUUCCUAAAGGGCACCCUUACGCCAGCUAUUUCGAUGACAAUAUGUUUGCUACUAAGCUUUUCGCGCAGAAGGUGGAGAAUGAGAGAGCUAUGGCGAAUAAUUAGUGUUUUCUUUUGUAGCAGGAGGACAAGUGUUGCUGAUGAAGGUGUGAUUGAUAUGUAGCUUUUUGUUUAUUUUCAAAUGAUUUCUGCAAUGUCGUAGAUAAUGGAUGAAUAAGGGAUUGCAUAUCUUCUUAUAUCAUAGAUUGUUGGAAUUUGAUGGUA
This is a messenger RNA of Salvia hispanica, 1281 nucleotides long. Its product is annotated as protein SLOW GREEN 1, chloroplastic-like. Gene Ontology annotation, molecular function: protein binding. The record is from RefSeq and is a predicted model, not a curated record. NCBI's taxonomy places the organism in Eukaryota, Viridiplantae, Streptophyta, Magnoliopsida, Lamiales, Lamiaceae.